This is a messenger RNA of Pocillopora verrucosa, 1629 nucleotides long. NCBI's taxonomy places the organism in Eukaryota, Metazoa, Cnidaria, Anthozoa, Scleractinia, Pocilloporidae. The record is from RefSeq and is a predicted model, not a curated record.
AUGACUGGCAAGAAUUCGAAGAGCAAGAAAUCAAAAAGCAGUGCUAAGAAAGGUGCACACCAGCAAGCAGCGACUCACGUGACUCCACAGAAGAAAAAUGUUCCCGAUUCGGCGUCAACAGAGAAAUCUCCUCAGCGCACGUUCCAAGGUGAUGAGAAUGGUGGAUUAGAGCAAGUAGGGCCAUCAUUAACAAGUGGAAACGUGGAAUUUGGUUUCUAUGGCGAGGAUCCGGUAGAACAAGGCAGUAGUUCCAGGCCUGUUAGAUUAAGGGAGCCGAACAAAAGAAUAGAUGAAUUGGAAGUUCGAGUCGAGAAAGCGGUUCAUGCGAAGCGUCAGCGAAACUGGUAUCUUGGAGAACUGCGGAAACGGCGAAAUUGUGUACAAGAAUUGAUUUUAAGCCCUAGCACACAGAUAAGUGGAGUGGAAGCCGAGAUUUGCAGUUAUCAGAAUGAACGAGAAAUGAAAUUACAGUUAGAAAUCCUCAUAAAUCAGUGGAGGAAAAAGGGAGUAGGUACCCCUCCUUCUGAAUCUGGAUUGAGCCAUGGGUCUGACAAGAGCGAGAGAAGUUGUGUGUCAAAUAGAAGCAGUGUUAAAGAGAAGAGAAGGGUGGCGGUAGAAGCUGAAUUGGAAGUGCAGACCCUAAAAGAAAAGCAGGAACUAGAAUGCAAAUUAGAAGAAGUAGAAAGAAGUAAAGCAGAGUUAAACAGGAAAUUAGAGCUGUUGAGUGCUAAAACUAAGAUGGAGCAGGCGGAAGUUGACUUAUUGCUGGAGUGUGGCGAAGAGAAUGAAGCGAAGGAUGGGAUGAAUGAUUACUUAAAGGAGCAUGGUGCCAAUUAUCCUCCUGCGAAGGGGCAUUUGUCACAGCCUGUUGCGGGUGGUGCCACACCCUCUUCAGAAUCCCAGCCAGUUGUUGACAAUGGAAAAAUGCAAACAUCUUCAGCACAAGAUAUUGCCCAAACUUCACUUUCAUCAUUGGUGACUGCGAGUUACGUAACAUCAGGGUCAGCGGUCACGACUUCUGCUCCAAAUGUAGGAAGAGUAGCAAUUCACAAGACGAGUUCUAGUAGUUUAACUACCCUGGCUCCAAGCAUCUGUACUAAGUCCAGCACGCCUAUCAGUUAUGCACCUCGCUUUAAAUUGGCAAGGGCAACAUCCACAGCUGUUGCGGCAUCACCAAUGUCGAUGCAUCAAUCACCAGGAAUGCCUACAUGGUCUUGUAGUCCACGAACUGUAGGUUUAGAUGCAUCAGCAACCGAGUUCUAUCCUGCCAACACUCCUCAGCAAUCCACAUCAACGUACAUUUAUUCAGCCCCUCCUUUUGAGCAGCAAGCUAGUCCGCAGUCACGCAUGCAGCCUGAUCCUUGGGUGGCAGUUGCUGAAGCAAUCAAGCAAGGGCCAUCCUUACCGAAAGUAGAGUUGAUGAAAUUCAGUGGAGACCCUUUGGAGUAUGUGGAGUUCGUUACGAACUUUAGAGACAAUAUUGAGAACCAGGUGUCUGAUGAGUCUCAAAGACUGACACGCCUUUUAGCUCAGUGCUCAGGCAAAGCUAAAGAAGCAAUUAGGAGUUGUGUUAAUUUGACAGUGGGUGAAAGGUACACAGAAGCCUGGAGAACUCUUAGCGAGAACUAG